GGUGGAGCAGAGAGAGACAGCCUCCCUGAGCUGUGAGGCAGAAGUGAUGGAUUCAGCGCACCAAAAAAGAAGUGACAGUCUCUCCUAACAGGCCACUGGGAGUACACCACCUGACCUUGAAUCCUACUGUAUCAACCGCCUAACUGAAGCAAGAAACUUCAAUGGACUUCUAACCAGAACAGCUGAACUCAUGAGAGACGUCUAACAACUGGCUUCUUCACACCUCUUCACCGAUGGAAUGGACUAAGAGCGGCUGACGGAAAACAAGGGAGGACACCUGGGCCAUGUGACAUUCCACCACCAGGACCAAGUCUUGUUUAUACACGAUACUUGGCUAUAAGCCGGAGUGACCCAAAUGGAGCGCCCUUCAACCAUCCUGCUCGCCCUCCUUGUAGCUUAUGGACUGGUCUCUUGUAGCCACCAGACUCAAGGCAGCCCAGAACAUAGCCAGCACCAACCGAGCACUCAGGAAUUUGCAAGCAGUGAGGAUGGGCUCGAGAGAGAAUUCCUCUACGCGGGACGGAGCAAGCGGGCUCCAGUCGACACAUCGCAGGACAAGUGCUCCUACACCUUCAUUGUCCCUCAACAGAAAGUGACCGGGGCGAUCUGUGUGAACUCCAAGGAGCCCGAGGCCAUGCUGGGGAGCCGGGUGAACAAGCAGGAGCUCGAACUGCUGAACUUAGAGCUUCAGAAACAAAAGAGACAGAUCGAAACGCUUCAGCAGCUGGUGGAGGUGGACGGGGGCAUCGUCAAUGAGGUCAAGCUUCUGAGGAAGGAGAGCCGAAACAUGAACUCCAGAGUGACUCAGCUGUACAUGCAACUGCUCCACGAGAUCAUCCGGAAGAGAGACAACGCCCUAGAGUUGGCUCAGAUGGAGAAUAAGAUCCUGAACCAGACCUCGGAGAUGCAACAGCUCACCAGUCGGUACAAGGACCUGGAGCACAAGUACCAGCACUUGGCCAACUUGGCGACCAACCAGUCUUCUCUCAUCGCUCAGCUGGAGGAGCAGUGUCAAAGCCGGCCUCCUCCUCGCCGUGUUCCUCAACCUCGGCCACAGCCUCCACCCGCUGCUCCGCCUCUUAACAAACCGCCCCCACUGGCCCCCAUCCCUCGCCCCAACAAACCCAUCAGCAACGAAAUCCAAAGUGACCAGAAAUCUCCACCUGUUCUUCCAACGAUGCCCACUGGCACCCAUAGCCCCUCCACCACCGACAAGCCCUCUGGGCCGUUCAAGGAUUGUCUGCAGGCUCUGGAGGAAGGUCACUCCUCCAGCGGGAUGUACCUGGUGAAGCCAGAGAACACCAACCGCCUCAUGCAAGUCUGGUGCGACCAGCGACACGAUCCCGGCGGCUGGACCGUGAUCCAGAGGAGGCUGGACGGAUCGGUCAACUUUUUCAGGAAUUGGGAGACAUACAAGCAAGGUUUUGGCAACAUUGAUGGAGAGUACUGGCUGGGACUGGAAAACAUCUACUGGUUGACCAAUCAGGGCAACUACAAACUGCUGGUCACCCUGGAGGACUGGUCGGGGAGGAAGGUGUUUGCCGAGUAUGCGAGUUUCCGAGUGGAGCCCGAGGCGGAUUUCUACAAGUUGAGGGUGGGCCGGUACCACGGCAACGCCGGAGACUCCCUCACUUGGCACAAUGGGAAACAGUUUACAACCUUGGACCGCGAUCACGACUCCUACACAGGAAACUGCGCCCACUACCAGAAGGGAGGCUGGUGGUACAACUCUUGCGCUCAUUCGAACUUGAACGGCGUAUGGUACAGAGGAGGACAUUACAGGAGCCGUUACCAGGAUGGAGUCUACUGGGCCGAGUUCCGAGGAGGCGCCUACUCGCUGAAGAAAGUGAUGAUGAUGAUCCGUCCAAAUCCAAAUACCUUCCACUAAAAAUAAUACGGAAACAUAUAAGGACUUGUAACUCAACAGAGGUUUGAAUUUUAAAGUUGAUACCAACAGCUCGCUGGUUGUGUUCAACACAGACAAAAUCUCCACGAACCUCUGAUGUGUGUUGGUGAAGCCAACAUUACGAACUAAAGACACAGGAGAUGCAUCCGGUGAAUACGUUCGAAAAAAUAUCAUAUGAAAUCUGCCAGAUUAUUCAAAACGUAACACCUAUUAAGAAGAACGUGGCCUUGUGUGUAUGACUUGAACAUCUUGAGUUGAACAAAUCUGGGAAAUUUCUGAAGAAAAAAAAUAAAAUAAAAACUUCGGUACUAUUCAGCUUUUUGAAGCUAUGCUCUUGCUAGUUGUAUCUGGACAGGUCUUUGCUUGUAUAUAUCAAGUGUUGUAUUUACUGUAAAAAUUCAGCGGUUUGGUCCUACUUUGC
Synchiropus splendidus (mandarinfish) is the source of this 2327-nucleotide messenger RNA. It is a transcript of the gene angptl2b, whose product is annotated as angiopoietin-like 2b. NCBI's taxonomy places the organism in Eukaryota, Metazoa, Chordata, Actinopteri, Syngnathiformes, Callionymidae. Bases 356 to 1888 code for a protein of 510 amino acids. The transcript is spliced from 5 exons. The record is from RefSeq and is a predicted model, not a curated record.